Molecule: messenger RNA, 1281 nt
Organism: Hemiscyllium ocellatum (epaulette shark)
Lineage: Eukaryota; Metazoa; Chordata; Chondrichthyes; Orectolobiformes; Hemiscylliidae
Product: class I histocompatibility antigen, F10 alpha chain-like
Exons: 6
Coding region: 181-1014 (277 amino acids)
Biological process (GO): immune response
Cellular component (GO): external side of plasma membrane
Source: RefSeq, a predicted model, not a curated record
UGAAGGAGUCUCGGUGAAGAGGGGCAGUAACAGGAACUGAAGCAAAGUGCUGAAAAAUAUGUCAGGAGAGAUAGUGAAGACUCUUCAGAACAGUUUAAUAUCAUUCUCGAUGACAGCUCACAGACUGAGACAGUCCGCUGGAAAAUAAUUUAUCCUCCCAGACUGUCAACUGAAGUCACGAUGAUUGGACUGAUAGUGCUGGGGCUUCUAUGGGGAGAACUCUCUGCAGAAACUCACUCUCUCCGGUAUUUUAUCACUGGUAUGACUCCGAUUCCCAAUUUCCCAGAGUUUGUGAUUGUUGGUUAUGUGGACGGGGUCCAGUUUGUUAUGUAUGACAGCAAUCGCAAGGAUUUAAUCCCCCGGGAACAGUGGAUGGUGGACAGCGAAGGACCCAAGGCCUGGAAGCGGAAACGGUUUCUUGCUCAGGAGCGAGAAGACUGUGCCAAACGGGAUAUUCUCACAUUUAUGUCUCGGACCAACCAGACAGGGGGGAUCCAUAUUUACCAGAUGAUGACUGGCUGUGCCCUGAGGGAUGAUGGGACUGUGAGUGGGUUCAACCUCCGAGGAUGGGACGGGCAAGAUUUGAUCAGCUUCGAUAAGGUCCACAGGGUGUGGGUGACCCCAAUCCGCUGGGCAGAAAGCAUCAAAAACAGCAUCGAGUGGCUGAGAAAAUACCUGGAGUACGGACAGAGGGAACUGAGAGUCGUUGCCCCCAUUGUGUCCUUUAUCCGUCUGGGUGAUUCUAACUGGCUGUCCUGUCUCGUCACUGGGUUUUACCCACGAGCCAUCGAGGUGACUCUGUGGAGGGACGGAGCGUUGAUUGAUGAGUCCCUGUCCACAGGGAUCUUACCUAAUCAUGACAGGACCUACCAGAUCCGGAAAUGGAUAGAAUUUGAUCCGGAGGAUCAGGCCGAGUAUUCCUGUCAGGUGGAGCGCAGUGGAUUGGAGGAGAAACUGGUGGUGAUUUAUGCUUCUGAUGAAAGGACAUACUCAGACAGUUCUGCCAUUUCCUGAGCUCCCUGAUGAAAGAGCAACGCUCCGAAAGAUAGUGUUUCCAAAUAAAUGUGCUGGUCCAUAACCUGGUGUUGUUUGAUUUUUAACUUUGUCCACCACAGUCCAAUGCCAGCACCUCCACAUCAUCUGCAAUAAGAAAGAGUCUAACCAUCAGCCUUUGACCAUCAAUAGCUUUACCAUCACUGAAUCCCACUAUCAACCUCUGAGGGGUUUCUAUUAAUCUGAACCUGACCUGGACUGAACAUAUAAUACAGUGGCUACAAGAGC